GAAGAAGCAAUUGAUACAUAUAAUUGAGAGAGAGAGAGAGAGAGAUUUGAGACACAAGAAGCAGAAAGAAGAAAAACGAAAAACGAAAACCAAAAAUCUAGAAACUACCACAAAAACAAAAACCCUCUUAUUAUUCUUUCAUACCCAUAAUCUUAAUCCUAAUUAAAAACAAUAAACACGUUUAUUUCUUUCUAUUAUAAUUCUCAAUUCCCUUUUUAUUUUUCAUUUUACUCUUUUUUCCUUUCUUCUCAAUCAAAAAGAGAUCUUGUUCUUCUUCUUCUUCUUCAUUGCCCACUUUGCAGUGGAAAAAUCAAUCCCAAUCUCGAAUCAGAGUUUCCUUUUCCCCUUUUCAUCGAUACCUAUUAUUGCUUAGGUAUCCAAAAUUCGUUUUAUUCCCUUUUUUCCAAUCAAUUUUAGUGUUUUUAUUUUUUUAUUUUUUAUAAUUAGGGUUAAAAUUAGGUUUUUUAAUUUUUGAAUUUUCUGUGGGUGUUAGCGAUACUCAGCUUAUUUGUGUUGCUGAAUUUUCUAGGGUUUCAUUGGAUCGUUACUUAAUAGUUGCUGAAUUGGGAAUUUUCGGACUGAUUAGGGUUUUGAUCAAAAGCAAAGGAGGAGGGGUUCUUGCGUGAAAUGGGCACAUGCUCCGAUCUCUUUAGAGGUUCGAAUUGUGGAUUUGGAGAUCAUUUGUACUUGGAGAUUGUUUAUUCUUAAGAUCAUGGUCUUUAACAUUGCUGCUUUUAUGAGCAUGGAAGAGGAUUGUUUAUAUUAAUUCUUGUUUAUUCAGAGAUCACCAAUUUUAGACACCGUUUAAAGGCUGAAUUUUCCGUAUUUUGGCCUUUUUUUCCGUCUUUGUUGGGACAUGUUUCAUGUUUAGGGCCAUCACUGAAAGGAUAAUCUGAUAAUUGUUUGUUGCCCCCAAAGAAAAUAUAGAGGAUAUAAGAUUAUUGCAUUAUUGUAAAGAUCUUAAUCCUAAGCAAUUAGUUAACAGGGUCAUGUUGAAUCAUUAGUGUUUUACUACUAGUUACUAGUUAGUUUGAUUGAGUGGUUGUUCUUGUCGUACUCAACGUUGAUUUUGAAUCAAAUUUCAGUAAUAUUAGUUUCGGCUAUUUGCAUAUUUGGUGAAGGAGUAAACCAUAGUGGUUUCCGUAAUUUGUGUUUGUAGUGAGUAAGAAGCUUAUGGAGGAAUAUUAAAGUUUGAAAUGAAUGCAGUGACAUGGUGCAUGGUCAAGAGAAUAGUUGCUGGUUCGAUCUCUUUCUGGAACAGUACUACUGGAAAGUGAUUGAAGCAUUCUCAGUUUUGCAGAGAGGAUACACUAGGCAUAUCUGGAUUUUGUGCAAUGUCGCGUUGCUUUCCAUUUCCACCACCAGGAUAUGAAAAGAAAUCUAGAACAGAUGAUGUGGAUUUACUAAAAAAGGAAAGGCGCAAAGAAAAAAAACAUAAAAAAGAGAAAAAGGACAAAGAGAAGAAGGAAAGUAAGGAAAAUGGGGAAAAGGAAGGAAGGGAUGGAAAACAUAAGGAUAAAAAGGACAAAAAAGAAAAAAGCAGAGAAAAAAAGAAAGAUAAAGAUAAGGACAAGGACAACGGUAAAGAUAAAAGUAAAAUCAGUGCUGCAGACGGGAGAGGAUCUCCAGCACAAGCUCAGGGUCUUAAUGCUGGUAACCUACAUCAAAAGGAAAUCAAACAAAAUGAUAAGAAAGCUUUCUUGUUUGAAGAUAGACUUACCAAACAGCAUGGCAGUAACAAUGGAGAGAAGGCCAGAGAGAAUAAUCAUCUGGCGGAGGAGAACAAGGACUCUAAAUUCCUCAUGGAGUUGGACAGGAGGGUUAGGAACAAUGAUGGAGGAGCUGGGACUCAAUUGGUUCAACAAUCUACAACUGCAGACUGUAGAAAGGAUGAAGGGACUGUUAGGCUGGUUGCUAAAAUUAGUGGCACCGGCACCUGGCCUGAUGGUAAGGAGAAGCUCCAGAAUAAGGGUGUUGAUGCUAAAAAGAUUGAUGGGAGAGGAAUCCGUGCCGAGGCCCGGCCAAUUGGAAAUGCAACAGUUCAGAAUCAUGCUGUUGAUGGUAAAAAGAUUGGCACCUGGCCUAAUGGUAAGGAGAAGUUCCAGGAUAAGGGCGUUGAUGCUAAAAAGAUUGAUGGGAGAGGAAUCUGUACAGAGGCCCGACCAAUUGGAAAUGCAGCAGUUCAGAAUCAUGCUGGGAACUGUCAUCCUAGACCUUUGGAGAAGAAUUUUGACAAAACUUUGGAAGGAAGAGUUGAAGGAACAGACAGGACUAAGGAAGAAAAAGAUGAUAAACGACGAGAUAAAAGGAAAGAUGAUAAACGGGGAGAUAAAAGGAAAGAAAAAGAUAAGGAGAAAAAAGGGCAUGGGAAGGACAAAGACAGGGAUAAAGAGAAAAAAAAGGAGGAGAAAGCGAAACAGAAAAUAGAAAAUAGAAAUGGCGAGCAGAAUAAAUUAAAAGACAGCAACAAAGCUGGUCUAGUAGACCCAAAUUCUUCUACACAGGUAUCCAAGAACAGCCAUGAGAAUUCUAUCAUUGGGGUAAAUCUCAAGAAACGGAAUGAAAUUGAUUCGAAUGGAGUUCUACAUGCCCAUGAGAAUUCUAUCACCAGGGGAAAUCUCAAGAAAUGGAAGGAAAUUGAUUCUAAUGGAGUUCUACAUGCUCAUGAGAAUUCUAUCACUGGGGGAAAUCUCAAGAAACGGAAGGAAAUUGAUUCUAAUGGAGUUCUACAUGCCCAUGAGAAUUCUAUCACUGGGGGAAAUCUCAAGAAACGGAAGGAAAUUGAUUCUAAUGGAGUUCUACAUGCCCAUGAGAAUUCUAUCAUUGGGGACAAUCUCAAGAAACAGAAGGAAAUUGAAUCUAAUGGAGUUCUACAUGCCAAUGAAAAUUCUAUCAUUGGUGACAAUCUCACGAAACGGAAAGAAAUUAAUUCUAAUGGAGUUCUACAUGCUCAUGGGAAUUCUAUCAUUGGGGACAAUCUCAAGAAACGGAAGGAAAUUGAUUCUAAUGGAGUUCUACAUGCCCAUGACAGUAGGCCCAGUAUGUUGCCAGGACCCUCUUCCUCUCAUCCUUUCACUGAAAAUGGAAGGAUAUUGGAACCUUGCCAAAUUUCCCCUAUAAAUGCUUCAGAUGGGCCUGCAGCCGCCACUAAUGUUAAGGUAGAAAACAAGGAUCGCAAGAUAAAUGGUAUCAUUGAAGUUCCAACAUCUGUGGUUUCCCCAAACAAGAUUCCCACUGCCACAGUGCCAGCUAAUCCCGUGAUUAAAGUACCCAAACCACAUCCAGAUACCAAGUACAUAAGUCAGGUAUAUUCCGUGCCAAAAGCAAAUGAGUGGUCUGAUUUUGAUGACCAAGAGUGGCUGUUUGGCAGCAAUCAUUCCCAAGAAAGAAAACCUGUGGUGAAGUCUUCAGAGGUUGUGGAUACACUGCAGGUAUGGGCAGAAGCUGUUCAUAUAGAACCUGCUGAUGUUUUUGCUCUGCCAUAUGUCAUUCCGUAUUGAUUGACUAUUCAUGUGGCACACGAUACUUCAAAAUUAUCUGCACAAAAAACCAUCCGUUGGCUCACCUCUUUGGGAGAAACAGCAGCCCCUGGGCUAGAAAUUUAUUUCGCACUUUGAUGAUGCAUUCUUUUAUCAUUUGUGCGCUAACUUGCCUUUAUCCUAAGCUGUUUGGAUGGACACUUAUGCUUGGCUGACUACCUUGAUCUAGAACUGAUUUGAAGGGAAAUUUGUGCCACAAAGUGAUUGCAUAAUCUGCAUGCUUGGUGCAUUGCUGCAGGCCAAGUUGGGGGUGUGUAGCUCUCACUUCACGCCUUAUAGCAACAAUUCAUUCACAAAGUAGACCUCAUAAAGAUAGCCACAUGUUGUGAAGAAGGGAUGUACAAGCUUGUGCAACUUUUGUUUUCUUCCUUCAAAAAAUUAUUUUUGCCUAGAGUUGAGCUUGGGCAACUAGCCUUUUCUAAUUUAGAAUGAGAAUUUGAGAGAAAUUAGAUAUGGCUUAUGCAACUUCACCACAAUUUUGAUUUGUAACAUAGAACUUUUAUUCACAAAAUAUGUACGAUAGAGAAGGGAAAAAGUAGUAGCCGGAUUUGCUUAUUUAUCUGUGUAAAAUUUUCUUGGUUAUUUCGUCCUUUUGCACCAGUGCUUGCUAACAGAAAAGGCAAGGUUGAGUUGAAAUUAUUACAAGGGAUAAUCAUACAAGGGUUAUUGUUAAAUUUACUUUCA
Molecule: messenger RNA, 4223 nt
Organism: Medicago truncatula (barrel medic)
Lineage: Eukaryota; Viridiplantae; Streptophyta; Magnoliopsida; Fabales; Fabaceae
Product: myb-like protein X
Exons: 9
Coding region: 1335-3500 (721 amino acids)
Source: RefSeq, a predicted model, not a curated record